AUGGUCUUGAUCAUAUGUCCCAUGCUGGCGGGCGAGGGUGUGCUGAAUGGACUACGAGGAGCAUUCAGGAGGAUUGAGGACAAGCUGGACAGCUUGAACUUAGAGAUGAAGCAAGUCUCAGUUCUCUUCGACGAUUCCACAUUGGGAUCGAAACUGGCUUUGUACAAGGCGCCGCGCAACUCAGAGCGCCCAACCCAGGAUUCCAACGUCUUUGCUCGCAACGACUUUUGGUCGGUGCAUGCUUGCAAGCCGAGUCCACCUCUCCCUGACAAGGAAGAGACAGCACAGUGGGUGGCAAAUCCAAGCACGAUUCGUGCCAUCCUUGAAGGGUGCUUGUCUCGUGUCAGCACCAUGAAGGGCCAGGUCUGCUGCUUGCGCCACUUCAGUCCAUACGACGGGGUGUUCCAACGAGUUGCAUUGGGCCUGAUGUCGGAACUACAGCAAGAUGUCUACCUGGGCUUAUUUUCAGAGACAACCAGUCCAACCUUGUGCUCCUAUGUUGUGGGCCAAAUGAAGGACAAGCUCCUGGAGGAAUGGAAGGCUGGUCAAGGACUCCUGGGUCAAUCAAGCCAGAAGUUUCAGGCAUCCCCGGACUUGAGUACGCAGACCAAGCCAAGGGAGCCAGUGCUGAAGCUUUGCACCAUGACCGAUGGACAUCUUACCAUGCCCAAAGAUGUGCGGGAAAAGUGGCUGAGCUGCCCCGUGCGCAACCCUGAUUGGCGACAGCGCUUGAAGAACUUCGACAACGUGUUUGCACCCGUGACCAAUGGAGAAGCUGGAGCACCAGCACCAAUGGUGACCUCGAAGACCAGUGCAGACUUGGACAACCAGAUCCCUCUGGUAUCCGAGACUUUCUGCGAACCUCCUCCGUCCCUAACUUCAGAGGAGUUUCAAUCAAAGCGCCCGACAUUGGUGGCCACAGUGACAUUGAGCAUGGGAAUCAAUGUCACUUGCAGCGUAGCAGAUGACAAGGUCUACAUCACGUCGGCUUCCAAGGCAAAGGAUUUCCUGACGAAGGAUGGCAAUGAGAACAAAGCCAUCGAAUUCCGCUUGGAUUCACAAGAUGACAUUGCACUUUGUCAGAACUGA
Molecule: messenger RNA, 1089 nt
Organism: Durusdinium trenchii
Lineage: Eukaryota; Dinophyceae; Suessiales; Symbiodiniaceae
Source: the annotation of a GenBank genome assembly